CCGUUCGGGUGACGUAGGUUGUUGGGUUGUGGAUUGACGUUGCGAGUCUAUCAGCAUGAAGUACGCACGGCUGUUGAGAGUUUGAGGGUUACGGGCGCUCGGUCUGUCGGUCGGUGAACUCUGAGUAGGAAUCCCGUGAUUUAGAAUAUAAGUAUUUCACGCGCUCUCCUUAUCUUCUCUCCAAAGAAUCGAGGAAUUUACAUUUUAUUUUUAAAGAGUCACCUGAGAAGUGUCGUUGACUCCUACACCAUGAUCCACAUUUAAGAUCCCUGCAUUCCUGAGACUUCCUCUGUGCAUCUGAAGACCUCUUACCAAUAUCCAUAAACAGCAUUAUGGCAACCACUGAGAAUAACCGCCAAGGCCUUCCCAAGGACCAGGCCCUUCUUAAAGUCCCAAUAAAGAGGUUGAUGAGAGGCAAUGGUGUAGACGGUACACCCAUAAAGAAACGUGUGAUGGCUGCUUUAAAUCUUUCCUGUAAAAAAAUCCCAGAAACCUCUCUCGGCUCCAACGGUGCUUGUGAGUAUCAGGUCUCCAAGGCAAUGAAUGCGAUGGAGCCCAAUCCGGAUCUCAGCCCUGGUUUGAAACACACCCUAGCACAGUUCUCUCUGAGCAGCCAGUGUUCUCUUGGCGGUCCAGCUGCAUUUUCUGGUCAUCACGGUCAGCAUAAGUUGGCACCCCCUCUGGCCCAGGGAGGUGUGGCAGGGGGGCCCCUUCUAGUCCCUCCUGACAGCUCCACAGAUCUUGGCCUCUGCAGUCUGGAGGGUGAGUCCAUCUCUUGCUUCUCUGUGGGAGGCGAACUGCGACUUUGUCUGCCCCAGUUGCUGAACACCAUUCUCCGGGACUUCUCCUUGCAACAGAUCAACUCAGUGUGUGACCAGCUGUAUUUGUACUGUUCCCGUUGUGAUACCACACAGUUGCAUAUCCUCAAAGUGCUGGGCGUCCUUCCUCCAGGAACUCCAUCCUGUGGCCUCAUCACAUUGACUGAUGCCCAGCGCCUUUGCAACACAUUGCUCCAUCCAGGUGAGGAUCUCUCUCUUGAGUCGCACAAGGGUUAUGGUGCUGGGGAGGAGAAAGAGAAAGAUUCAGAGGAAUCUGGAGGAUUUUGGGUGGAACACCAAUGUCUAGGGAAGUGUCAAGGCCUGUUUGUUCCCCAGCUUUACUCCAGCCCGGAUGCACCCUGUAUCCGUUGCUCCCAGUGCCGAAAACUCUUCUGCCCAGAGCGGUUUGUCAUGCACUCCCACCGACAGCCAGACAAACGCACAUGCCACUGGGGCUUUGACUCAGCCAAAUGGGCCUGCUAUCUACAGCUAGCACACAGAUACCUGGGAACAGCAGAUGAAGAGAAGCUGCAGCAGACUCUGGAGGAUAUGAAGGCGAAAUACCGGCAGGAGAAGAGGGAGCCACAUCAGGGAGAAUCAUCACCUGAUUUUGUAUUUGACUCCCAUUUAAUUGCCAGUCUGAAGGAGGACCCCGAUCAUGAUGACUUGAUGUGGCAAAGUUGGUACCAGUGCAUGCCUGACAAGCUGGCAGGUAACUGCUUGGCACAACACCCUGGGUGUGUGCCUGAAAAGGAAAUGGGGUCUCCAAGAAUAGAGAUGCUGGGCGGUCCAGCCAAACAUGGAGACUCUCAGAGUAACAAGAGACAGGAUGUAGACAACUCUUACACUAAGACGCCCAUCUUUUCAGGGCAGAAAAUGGCAUGUCACACAAAUUCAGAUGAUGGCAGUCCAGACUGUAAGCGGUCUGUUGGUGUUAAUGCAGAGCACAGUCAGGAAGGCAUGGUGAUGGAACUCCUUCAGAUGUACAGUGCUCAACAUGAGAAACUUCAGUCAACGCUAUGCAGACAGAAACAGCUUGAAAAGGAGCUGCAGGCUCUGCAUCAAGGGGAAGCCAUAGACCGACGUGACCAGAGAACGGAGACGGUGCAGACUGAGCAUGCUCAGAGGCUGGGAGAGGUCCAGCAGGAACAGAGAAAGCUGAAGUCUCGACUCAACCAGCUGAGGCAGCAAGGCUGCAGAUGCAAAGAGCUGGGUACUGAGCAACACCAAGAAACCAUAUAUGCCAAACAGUUAUCAGAACUGCGUCAGAGACUGGACCGCGCUGAGGAAGACCGCGAGGAGCUGCAGGAGGAGUUACGCAGGGAGAGGGAUGCCAGAGAGAGGCUGGAGCGUACCAUCUCUGAGCUCAAACAACAGAUGAGGGAGCCUGCCCCCCCUGCUUCAGUGGACAGUCCCAUGUCUUCAGCCUCUAGUGACACAUUUAUGUCCCUGACGCCUUAAGAGUGAUCUACGGAUCAGUCUCCAAUGUGCAACCUGAAUUCUGUGCUUAUCUGAAUUUUUCAGAAUUCCUGAAGUCUGUGAUCAUGAGUUUUUUGGAAUGGUGUCGUUUUAUUGCAGUUCUAUGGAAAAAUUAAGGGGCCGUCGUGAGUAAAUGGUUUUAUUCUGUGAAUUAGUUGAAAAAGAGUAACUCUCGGGUUGAAUCUAAUUUUUUGAGACACGUGAAUAUGAAUUGUUGGAGUUUUGAUACAAAUGUAGUGGACAUUAUGCAAACCACUAAUCCUGCUAGUGUACAAUCAACACUAUUUUGGUUUAUCAGUGCAAGGACAACUAAUGAUUUUCUGAAAAUGUAACAUUUUUAUUUAAUCACAACUGAUAUAUUGUUUUUAAAGGUAUUUGUUGUUUAUGGAUAAAUGUUAUGUGAAUAAUCUUAUGUCAAAUAACACAUAUUUAACAUUAUUUUUGUCAUAUACAUUUAUAUUUUAUGCAGACUAUGCUCAGUAAGAAUGUACAAUAUAUAUGCAUGUGUACUUUCAAAAAUAUGUAUGUAUAUAUAAUGUUUACACUGUGGUAUACAUUUAAAAGUUCAAAUACUGUAUAUAACAGAAAAUGUUUUCUGAGACAUUUCCAGUGAAUUUUACCUCCUUUAAUGACCACCAAAAUAGUUUCUCUCAUUUUUAAAUCAUCAAAAUUUUUAAACUUUAAAAGUGAUUAGUAUCAAGUAUAGGAAAUGGUCUUAUCCCUGUACUUUACAUUCUAUAAAACAUCUAGACAAACAAGGUCUACUUGUUUCACUUUUAAUUGACUAAAUCACAAUUCCAGUGGGUCAGAAGUUUACAUACACUAAGUGAACUGUACCUUUAAGCAGCUUGGAAAAUUCCAGAAAAUGAUGUCAAGCCUUUAGGCAAAUAGUCAAUUAGCUUCUGAUAGUCUAAUUGGAGGUGUACCUGUGGAUGUAUUUUAAGGCCUAACCUCAAACUACAUGUCUCUUUGCUUGACAUCAUGGAAAAAUCAAAAGAAAUCAGCCAAGAUUGUGGACCUCCACAAGUCUGGUUCAUCCUUGGGAGCAAUUUCCAAACACCUGAAGGACCCACGUUCACCUGUACAAACAAUAGUACACAAGUAUAAACACCAUGGGACCAUGCAGCCAUCAUACCGCUCAGGAAGGUGACACAUUCUGUCUCCUAGAGAUGAAUGUAGUUUGGUGUGACAAGUGCAAAUCAAUCCCAGAACAACAGCAAAGGACCUUGUGAAGAUGCUGGAGGAAACAGGUAGACAAGUAUCUAUAUCCACAGUAAAACGAGUCCUAUAUUGACAUAAUCUGAAAGGCUGCUCAGCAAGGAAGAAGCCACUGUACCAAAACUGCCAUAAAAAAGCCAGACUACAGUUUUCAAGUGCACAUGGGGACAAAGAUCUUAUUUUUCGCAAGGAGGCCUACAAACCUGACCCAGUUACACCAGUUCUGUCUGGAGGAAUGGGCCAAAAUUCCAGCAACUUAUUGUGAGAAGCUUGUGGAAGGCUACCCAAAGCGUUUGACCCAAGUUAAACAAUUUAAAGGCAAUGCAUCAAAUACUAACAAAGUGUAUGUAAACUUCUAAUCCACUGGGAAUGUGAUGAAAGAAAUAAAAGCUGAAAUAAAUCAUUCUCUCUACUAUUAUUCUGACAUUUCACAUUCUUAAAAUAAAGUAGUGAUCCUAACUGACCUAAGACAGGGAAUGUUUUCUACAAUUAACUGUCAGGAAUUGUGAAAAACUACGUUUAAAUGUAUUUGGCUAAGUUGUAUGUAAACUUCUGACUUCAACUGCAUAUAUAUAUAUACACACACACAAGCAUAAUACAAGUUGUGUAUUUGCAGCUUGUUUAUUGUGUAUAGGAGUGGAUAGAUGGAGUAGUCAGUUGAUAAAUACCUCUGUGCUGCUGAUAUGACGUUUCUUCUAAUGGUUUUCUUUAUUCCUUUAUUUCUUUUCCCAGAUGACUAAAAAGAUGCGUGUGAGAUUGAGGCAAUAAACAUAUAAAAUAUACAUAUAAAUGAAAA
Molecule: messenger RNA, 4311 nt
Organism: Myxocyprinus asiaticus (Chinese sucker)
Lineage: Eukaryota; Metazoa; Chordata; Actinopteri; Cypriniformes; Catostomidae
Gene: skilb
Product: SKI-like proto-oncogene b
Exons: 7
Coding region: 333-2279 (648 amino acids)
Biological process (GO): negative regulation of BMP signaling pathway
Cellular component (GO): nucleus
Molecular function (GO): SMAD binding; DNA-binding transcription factor activity, RNA polymerase II-specific; RNA polymerase II cis-regulatory region sequence-specific DNA binding
Source: RefSeq, a predicted model, not a curated record